Molecule: messenger RNA, 2148 nt
Organism: Seriola dumerili (greater amberjack)
Lineage: Eukaryota; Metazoa; Chordata; Actinopteri; Carangiformes; Carangidae
Gene: cplx2
Product: complexin 2
Exons: 4
Coding region: 239-643 (134 amino acids)
Biological process (GO): regulation of neurotransmitter secretion; neurotransmitter transport; synaptic vesicle exocytosis
Cellular component (GO): terminal bouton; SNARE complex
Molecular function (GO): syntaxin binding
Source: RefSeq, a predicted model, not a curated record
UAUAGGACGGGCAUCACACGGAGGUUUGGCUGCAGACUGGUCGGGAUCCCUUUCGCCGCCUCGGUCGCUUCAGACGCAUCAGGUCCAGCAGAGAGUCAGAGACGACGCUCGGCAUCACGACAGAGGAAAAGGGGGAAAGCGAGACGGAUCGAGACGCCCACAGAUCCCGCAGCUCGGUGGCUACAUGCUCAGCUCUCUUCGGCUUUGAGAAGAACAACCGUACGAAUCAGCAGGAACCAUGGAUUUCGUAAUGAAACAAGCUCUAGGUGGAGCCACCAAAGACAUGGGUAAGAUGCUGGGUGGGGAGGAAGAGAAGGAUCCGGAUGCAGCCAAGAAGGAGGAGGAGCGGCAGGAGGCGCUGAGGCAGCAGGAGGAGGAGAGGAAGGCCAAACACGCCCGCAUGGAGGCAGAGAGGGAAAAAGUACGACAGACCAUCAGGGACAAGUAUGGACUGAAGAAGAAGGAGGAGAAAGAGGCGGAGGAGAAAGCAGCCAUGGAGCAGGCCUGCGAGGGGUCACUGACACGUCCAAAGAAGGCGAUCCCGAGGGGCUGCGGAGAUGACGAUGAGGAGGACGAGGAGAGUAUCCUCGACACUGUCCUCAAGUUUCUGCCCGGACCUCUACAGGACAUGUUCAAGAAGUAAAAGAGAAGCAAAUCAAACGAACCCUAAGUUCAGGGUCCAGUCUGGCCUGGGCUAGGCUGCGGGGCAAAGGGAGGAGGGGAUCUUUGUGUCAGGGACUCUGGGUUGAGCAAACGUUGAAGGUUUGGGGAGAGGAAAAACUGGGGGACUUGAACUGGUUGGGGUAUUUGUAAGCAGGAAGGGUUUGAGUUUAGAUUUGGGGCAUGUAGAAGUUGUUGGGAUUCGGGAGGAGGGUUCUUGCCAAACUGUUAGAGGCUACACACUGCCUUUCUAGAAAUCUUUUACUUUCUUCUUUUCUACUCCUCGACGAUUGCGUCAUUCUUCCCCCUUUUAUUUGCCACAAUUUGCUGUACAACCUUUCAACUGCCACUUAGCACAUUUCUUACAAUUAGUAUGUUUUUUGUCCUUUUUCUUGUUCUUAUUUUUACACCUGUUCAGAUAAGACAUUUUGAUUGGUUGGCCAUCAUCUGUUGGUGACCAAUGCAGAACAGUAUUCCCUUAAAAGAAGGGCAGUUGACAUUUCUGUCCUCUUGCCUCUGUGGUUUUUCAAAUGGCACUGCCACCAUGUUUUCCAGUAGAUGGAGCAUGUUUUGUUAAUUUCAGUGGGUGUUUUCUACUUUUAUGAACCUGGCGUAGGUCUUUAUAUUAAAAAAAAUAAAAUAAAAUCAGCAUUUGAGUUUUUAGGACAUGUGCCUUCAUAUCAUCUCCUCCAGCAGAGGAAUUGUAAAUGAGGGUUAUAUUUUAAGUCAAACAGGUGUACAGUUGUUGGUCGCAUGCAGGCACGUAUUCACAGAUACAAAGAUCAGACACUUUUGGAAUAAUGUAUUUGAUAUUAGUUUAGCUAGCUGGUGUAUUUUUGGGUUUCCAAAAGUUCAAACCAGGGACUUCUGGAAAUUCCAAAGAUUCGAAGGCUUAAAAGUCUAAAAACUACUUAAAAACAUAAUCCACUGGCCACGAGCUUCCAAAGAUCUGAUUGCUGAAGAAGGUUUUAUUUCCUGCCUACUUUCACAUCUAGUUUUACAAAAGCUAGACUUUCUAGGCCUGUCAGCUAGUUAGACUGCCAUCAUGUGAAAAAAGUAAAACACAAGAUCUUGAACAUGUCGAGAAUUCAUAUCAGCAUAUGAAUUUAAAAUCAAGGUAUCAUCCAUGAAAGCAAACAAGACUCUUUGUACCUUGUUUGAAUCCCAUUUUCAAAAAUAAAUCACUGCAGUUUUGUCGGAAAGUACAGAUUUAAACACAGCUCAAAGUAAAGGUCGAACCGAGUCAUCAUGAUUUUAGGUAGUGUGGUCCCCAUUGACAAUCAAAGCAUUAACCAUUGGGAAACAGUUGGGGUAGCUGGUACUGUACAUGUUGUCAUUUCCUGUCAUGCCAUCCAUGAUUGGAUAAAAGUGGGUUCUACAUUAAGCACUUGACUAACUGUUGCUUUUAAGUGGCUCUUAAUUUGAACUAUUUAUUCAUACUUUUUUUCCUUUUUUUCUACUUUACAUAUAAGUGCAAGCGCAAGACAA